Galendromus occidentalis (western predatory mite) is the source of this 477-nucleotide messenger RNA. RefSeq lists its product as uncharacterized. The transcript is spliced from 4 exons. The record is from RefSeq and is a predicted model, not a curated record. The coding region runs from base 1 to 477 and encodes 158 amino acids. NCBI's taxonomy places the organism in Eukaryota, Metazoa, Arthropoda, Arachnida, Mesostigmata, Phytoseiidae.
AUGCUCGAGCGCCUCGUGCUGGUGGCGACUAUUUGCGGAUUUUUUUCCGUGCCGUCAUCCUGUAACGCCCAAGCGACCUACAACACGACGCAAUUGGAGCGGUGGACAUCGAUAGUCAUUCAGAGAUGCAGCGAUCGUUUGGCUCGCGUUUUCGAGGGAUUCGGGCCGACGAUUUUGGAGCGACUUCAGGAGAACUAUGAAUUCCAGAUGACACACCUUCCCGACAUGGACCCCGAGCUCGCUUUGAUGGCCCGCAGCAUGACGUUGUUCGAGUUCUGGCUCUUAGCCUACGGUCAGCUGACAGUGCAGUCACGCGUGCAUUCAGAAUUGGCGUGCCACAGUGUACUCUGUGGUGAAGAGUGGAGAUCGAAUCCGGUUUAUGUGACUGUGGACGAUGGCGUUCCGUGCAUGAUGAGUGGUCGUUCUGGGAAUUGUGAAAACGGAGUUUGUACAUCGGAUCGGAGUGCGUUCCUAUAG